This is a messenger RNA of Pseudonaja textilis, 2527 nucleotides long. RefSeq names its product aldehyde dehydrogenase 5 family member A1 (gene ALDH5A1). Gene Ontology annotation, biological process: GABA catabolic process. The record is from RefSeq and is a predicted model, not a curated record. Lineage: Eukaryota; Metazoa; Chordata; Lepidosauria; Squamata; Elapidae. Gene Ontology annotation, molecular function: succinate-semialdehyde dehydrogenase (NAD+) activity. Gene Ontology annotation, cellular component: mitochondrion.
GACCAUGGCGGCGAGGAUUGCGUGGCCCCGUUUCCGGGCGCUGCUGGUGGCCCACCGCUCCUACCGCAGCCCUCGGCUCCUGCCACAGGCCAGGCCGACUAUGGCGAGCCCGUGCCCCAGCCGGCUGAGCAGUACCGGCCCAAGCCUCGCCACUGGGGCCGCUUCCCUGGCCCGCUCCGGAGGCUUCGUGGGAGGCCGCUGGCUCCAAGCGGCAGCCACUUUCCCCGUGCGAGACCCGGCCACCGGCACGGAACUCCUCCAGGUAGCGGAUUGCGGCGUAGCUGAAGCGGAGGCCGCCGUGAAGGCCGCCUACGAAGCCGGCGCUGCUUGGAGCGCAGUUUCUGCCAAGGAUAGAGCGGUUUUGCUUCGUAAAUGGUAUGAUUUGAUGAUAGAGAAUAAAGAUGAACUUGCAAGGAUCAUUACAGCAGAAAAUGGAAAACCACUGAAGGAAGCAGAAGGGGAAAUCUUGUAUUCGGCUUCUUUCUUGGAAUGGUUUGCUGAAGAAGCCCGGCGUAUUUAUGGUGAUAUUAUCCCAGCUUCAGCAAAAAACAGGAGACUCCUUGUGUUGAAGCAGCCUGUGGGAGUCGCUGCCAUCAUUACACCAUGGAAUUUUCCAAGUGCUAUGAUUACCCGAAAAGUAGGUGCUGCUUUGGCAGCUGGUUGUACAGUAGUAGUGAAGCCAGCUGAAGACACACCUUUAUCUGCCCUAGCACUUGCCGAGCUUGCAAAUCAGGCUGGAAUCCCUGCGGGGGUAUAUAAUGUUGUUCCAUGUUCCAGACAGCAGGCAGCAGCAGUUGGUGAGGUGCUCUGUACUCAUUCCUUGGUAGCUAAAAUCUCAUUUACUGGCUCAACAGCUACAGGAAAGAUAUUGCUACGCCAUGCUGCUGGCACAGUGAAGCGGGUUUCCAUGGAGCUCGGAGGACAUGCUCCGUUCAUAGUCUUUGACAGUGCUGAUGUAGAUAAAGCAGUUGCUGGAGCUUUAAUAUCUAAAUACAGAAAUUCAGGGCAGACCUGUGUAUGUGCAAACCGCUUCUUGGUUCAGAAAGGGAUCCACGAUGAAUUUGUCAAGAAGUUUGCCCAAACCAUUCAGAGAGAACUACGUAUUGGCCAUGGAUUUGAUGAAGGCACUACCCAAGGGCCAUUAAUUAAUGAAAGAGCUGUAGAAAAAGUGGAAAGUCACAUCGAUGACGCUGUGUCCCAAGGAGCAUCCAUAGUUACUGGAGGAAAAAGGCACAGCUUUGGGAAAAAUUUCUUUGAGCCAACUCUGCUUUGCAAUGUGUCAACAAGUAUGUUAUGUACCCAAGAAGAGACUUUUGGCCCUUUGGCUCCAGUUAUCAAAUUUGAUACAGAGGAAGAAGCACUCGCCAUUGCAAAUUCAGCCAAUGUGGGUUUAGCAGGCUAUUUCUAUUCUCAAGACCCAGCCCAGAUUUGGAGAGUCGCUGAAAAACUGGAAGUUGGCAUGGUUGGCGUUAAUGAAGGGAUUUUAUCUUCUGUGGAGUGUCCCUUUGGUGGGGUCAAACAAUCGGGGCUAGGGAGAGAAGGGUCUAAAUACGGUAUCGAUGAGUACUUAGAAAUAAAAUAUGUUUGUUUGGGAGGUUUAUAAUAGCCAUUGUUAGGACAGUAGCCAAAUUACAACUCUAGUUUUGGCCUUUCAGUCUUUGUUUUAGCAAGUUAACUUGGAUUUUUUUUUUCAUAAAAUAACUGUGAUCAGGUUUACAUAUAGAGAUGUCUGUACUUGAAAUCAUGUCAAUAGAUAUAAAAUAGUUCUUCAUAAUUACAUAAAAAUAUUAUCUAUCUUAAUCUUAAUGUGGAAAGAAAUCCUAUUUGCUGUUGAUAUUUGGAAGAAUUUGGAAAACUAUUGAUUUUUUUGGAACAUAUAAGGCAGCAUUUCUGCUCAUUUUUUUUUCACAUGUAGAGGGUUAUAAAAAUGAUGGAAUCUUAAAUAUUUGUGCCAAAUUUUGGAUUUUACUCUUUUUUCUAAUACUUUGUUUUUUAAUUAAUUGGGUAGCAAUCCAAUUUUUAUAGUUCUUUAGCUGUCGUCUGAAAUAUGGGUGUCCUUGUGGAUAUACAUUCAUUUCUAAUAUCCUAUUGGUCAAUAGGGCUAGACUUAUUUAAGAAGAGAUUUGCAAUUUGUAGCCGGUGGUAAAGUUUUGCAGUAGUACAGAUUAAUGGGCAGUAAUAAUUCCUGCCAAAUUAUAAUGUACAUAGUCUUCAGAGACUCUUGAUUUGGCAGAAAAAAUAUAGAUUUUAUGAGACAGUGUAAUAAAAACCAAUUGUAACAAUAAAUAUUAAUAUACGUAAUAGAUUCUUUCAGACCUGCUGGGGACCAAUAACUACAUAAGUAGUUAGGUUUCAUUGAUACAUAUUCAUGAGCUGCUAUAGGAAACUUGUCAGUACUCUAUGGAUGAAACAUUUGGCUCCUGCAGAAUUAAACUGAGUGGUUUAUUAUUCUCUUUUGUAAUAUAUUAUUUUUUAAGUGAGAUGGGAAAAUUAGGAUGGAACUGACACAAUGCUGCAUUAUACUGAA